AUGAAUCUCCUUGCGCUACUAUCGACAGCGCAGUUCUUAUACUUAUUGGUCUCUGUUGCGCAUGCUGGGACGCUCACGAAGAAUGGUGAUGUCUGCACUGUCAGUCCUAGCGAUGACGGAAGCGACGAUACACCAGCUAUUCUCUCUGCAUUCGCAGAAUGUAGCCAGGAUGCAACCAUAGUCAUCGACAAAGGCACAUUCAACAUCGAAACCGUCAUGGAGACCGUUGGUCUGCAAAACGUUACCGUAGAUCUGAGGGGCACCUUGCUCUGGAGUACGAACAUCACUUAUUGGCGAGGCGCCGGUUUGCCCCUCAACUACUUGAAUAUGACUUCUGCCUGGGUCUUUGGCGGAUCUGAUAUCACGUUCAAUGGCAACGGUUACGGCACAUUUGAUGGACAAGGCCAAGUUUGGUACGACUUCGCAGAUGGUGCCGGUAACGUCGCAGGACGUCCAAUCUCCUUAAUUAUCGCGAAUACGACGAACAGUAGGUUUACAGGAAUCCGCUUUGUCCAGUCCCAAUUCUGGACAAUGGCGAUCACACAAUCCGAGAAUCUGCUGCUCGAUCAUAUAUACGUCAACAGCACCUCCAAUAGCUCUGCGUCUACUCUCAAUACAGAUGGCGUAGACACGUUUUUCUCUAACAAUAUUACCUUCCGCUACUGGUCUGUUACCAACGGCGACGACAGUAUCAGCCAGAAAGCCAAUUCGUCUAACAUCCUCAUCCAGGACUGUGUCUUCUAUAACGGAAACGGGAUUGCUGUAGGCUCUAUUGGGCAAUAUAAUGAUACAUACGAGUUCAUUACAAAUGUCACCGCGGAGCGGGUUGUGGCCAUCAACACAGUGUGGGCGGGGUAUAUUAAGACGUGGACGGGCGAAGUUGAGGGGUAUCCUCCCAACGGUGGUGGCGGUGGUAUCGGCUAUGCAUCUAACAUCACUUUCCGAGACUUCGCCAUUGCCAACCUCACAAACGGCGUUACCGAAAUAACACAAUGUAUCUCCUACAACGGCGACACGGGAGGAUGUGGCACCUCGACAUUUGCAAUAUCCGACUACACCUUCGAGAGCGUCUUCGGCACGAUCUCGGGCGGGAGCCUCGCAAACCUAUAUUGCUCAAACAAUGCACCAUGCCCAGGGAUCGACCUAGACUUUGCGAAUGUGGUCACGAAUGGGACAAGGAAUCUGACAUGUAGUAAUGUCGUGAAUCCUGACUUCGAGUGCACGGGUCCGGCGUACUAUAGCCCUUACUGA
Molecule: messenger RNA, 1251 nt
Organism: Fibroporia radiculosa
Lineage: Eukaryota; Fungi; Basidiomycota; Agaricomycetes; Polyporales; Fibroporiaceae
Exons: 6
Coding region: 1-1251 (416 amino acids)
Biological process (GO): carbohydrate metabolic process
Molecular function (GO): polygalacturonase activity
Source: RefSeq, a predicted model, not a curated record